AUGGGUUAUGAUUCACCAGCUCGCGGUGGUGGCGGUUUCCGGGGUGGUGGUGGACGAGGAUUUCGCGGUGGUGGCGGAGGAGGUUUUCGUGGAAGCCCUCGAGGAGGAGGUGGAUUCGUUGACCGAGGACGAGGUGGUGGUGGCGGCUUCAGAGGUCGUGGAGGAUCGCCCGGUGGAAUGAGAGGCAAAUCGCCUGGCGGCGGGUUCCGUGGUGGAGAUCGAGGAGGUUUUCGUGGUGGAGAUCGCGGUGGCUUUCGAAGUGGAGAUCGCGGCGGCUUUCGGGGUGGAGAUCGCGGCGGUGGAUUCAGAGGUGGACGGGGAAAUAGUCGUGGCAGAGGAGACUUCACGCCACGUGGUGGACGCGGUUUCUCGCCGCGCGGAGGUCGAGGUGGUUUCAAUCCUAUGAGCGAUCGCAAGCGACGCGUCUUUGGCGAUGAGGAUGAUGAAGAAGAAACUGGCAAGAGGUUCAAGUCGCUCCCCAACACUCCUUUCCAGAAAGGAAGAAAGUCUUUUGAUGAUAAGGAAAAUGAAGAGAAGCCACGAAAGGCUAAGCCAAUCACCCAGAAAAAGCAGCUAGACUUUGAUGAGGAUUCCGAAGAAAACUCCGAUGAAGAGCUUGAAAUGGCCGAGGAUGGUAGCUUGGAUGAAGGAAGCGACGAGGGUGAAAGCGGUGAAGAGAGCGACGUUGACGAAGAGGAAAACGAAAGCCACCCGAAGAAGAAACUAGUCCAAGGAGCCGAUGAGGACGAUGAUGAAGAGGAGGAUUCGGACGAAGAAGAGGGAGAUGAUGAUGAUGAGGAGGAGGAUUCCGAAAGCCUUGAGGACGAAGAAGACGUCGUCGGAAAGUUUGCCUCUAAAAACGCCAAAAAAACUGCCGUCACACCAAAGCCUUCAAUGAAGGCUGCCAAUGGAGCCACAUCCGAGAAGAAGAAGGUCAACCUUAGCAAUGUCGCAACGCCUCCACUUUCAACAGUCAAAACUCCUGGGACUCCUCAUCCCACAAAGACUGAUAAGAAGGCCCUGCCUGGAAAAUCUCAACCUAAAUUGGUGUUUGACUCCGAUGAAGAAGAAGAGGAUGAAGAAGACGAAGACGAAGAUGAAGAGGACGAGGACGAGGAAGACGUCGAAGAUGAGGAUGUAGACGAAGAUGAAGAUGAGGAUGAAGAAGAGGAGGAAGAGGUCCCAGCUACGAAGUCUACGGCAAUCACCCCAAAGUCUGCUUUGAAGCUGUCGUCAGCUGCUACCACUGCUGAAAAGAAGAAGGCUUCAAAAACUCCAGUAACGCCUCAUCCGACAAAGAGCGAUAAGAAGCUUUCACAGAGUAAGCAACCACAAUUGGUCUUUUCUGACGAAGAGGACGAGGACGAGGAUGAGGAAGAGGAGGAUGAGGAAGACGAAGAUGAAGGAAGCGACGAGGAAGAGGAGAGCGAAGAUGAACCUCCAAAAAAGAUAGAAACCUCGAAACCAGCUCCAAAAGCUGUGUCAACGGUGAAAGCUCCAACAUCUGGUGGCGGCGAUUUGAAGUCCGUGAAAAGAAAGGCUGAAGAACCUGUUAAAGGGGCACCUUCCGCAAAGGCAUCAAAGCUUGACGUGAACGAAGUUAUUGCUGAAGAGGAGAAACGGAGACAAGAGCGGGAUGAGCGCUCAUUGUUCAUCAAAGGUUUCCCCAAGAGCAUGACCCAAGCUGAGCUGGAAAAAAUCCAUCCGGAUGUGGAGGGCGUUCGAAGCAAAAAAGGCCGCUCGUUCGGCUGGCUUAUCUUUAAAAAUGCAAAUGCCUGCAACCUUGCUUACAAGACGCUUUCAAAGAUGAAAAUCAAGGGAAUGCCUUUGUUUGUGGACUACUGCGGCAAACGAUCUACUCAAGAAAAGGAGACUGCCACAUCUAAUCAACAGCCGAUCAAUCCGCUCGAGCUUUGCUUGCAAGGCUUUCCGCCAAGCACCACCCAGCACCAACUCAAAGUCAUCUAUCGAUCGGCCCAGACCAUUCGAAUUCAGCCACAAAAGGCUGAUUAUAAAGGAAAAAGUUUGGCCUUCGUUCGAUUUGGGACUGAAGAAGAUGCUAAGGCUGCAUUUGACAAAAGCCGAAAUCUUUCCAUCAGCGGAAAACCGGUGGAUGUCUUCUACUCGAGAGUGAGAAAAACGGCGGACCAGGUGGAAAAAGAAAAGGCUCUGCUCAAACUCAAGAAGCAGGCGGAAACUUCAAAGGACAAAACUCUCGUUGCUCCGUCAAAACAAAAUGGUGUUGCAGCUCAGCAAAAGAAACUUCAAGCUUUAAAGAAAAAGGACGAUUCAGAAGAUGACUUUGAAGAUGAAGAUGACGUUGAAUCCAGCGAUGAAGGAAUUGAAGAAGUGCCCAAGAAGGUCGUCAAGCAGGCUGGAAAGAAGCCAAUUGUCGAGGAGUCUGACGACGACGAUGAGGAAGAGGAGGAGGAUGAUGAUGAUGAAGAAAUGGAGUCGGAUGAAGACGAAGAGGACGAUGAA
This is a messenger RNA of Mesorhabditis belari, 2481 nucleotides long. NCBI's taxonomy places the organism in Eukaryota, Metazoa, Nematoda, Chromadorea, Rhabditida, Rhabditidae. The record is from the annotation of a GenBank genome assembly.